Sphaeroforma arctica JP610 is the source of this 208-nucleotide messenger RNA. RefSeq lists its product as hypothetical. The transcript has a single exon. The record is from RefSeq and is a predicted model, not a curated record. Lineage: Eukaryota; Ichthyosporea; Ichthyophonida. The annotation marks the transcript as partial.
CUUCGAUAACAAUGAUGUUUUUGUGGUAGAGGACAAGAAUCUCGUUUUAGAUAGUUCAUUCGAGGAAGAAACUGGUGACUGGUAUGAUUGUGGCCGGAAUGGUUUCGAAUACUAUUACUUGGAGGGUCGUACAGGCAAUCAAUCGGCACGAGUGAAUGGUGCCGGCGAAGGAAUCUCCGACUGGCACGGGUAUGUUCAGAACUAUUAA